UCCUGGCUAUUAUCUAACAGUGACGGAUAUUUCCCAUUCAGUUUGGAAUUGUUACUCUUGCCUUAACAUUCAUUUUUAUACCUGUACAGCUAGUGGCACUUCUGUUUUUCGUUUCUUUGGGCGAGUUGCUGCGGUUGGUGUCGAUAGGACAGAGAUGAGUAGUCCCGAUGCGGGUUACGCCAGUGACGAUCAGACCCAGGCUAGGUGCGCGAUGUCAGUCAUGAUGCCUGGAAUGGGACACUGUCAGUGGGGAGACCCCCUGAGCCCUCUCGGCGACACCAAAGUGAAGAGCGAGUCGUGCGCGACCAGCUCCGGGAACCAGAACCGUGGAAAGACUGAGCCGCGGAUCCGGCGACCCAUGAAUGCGUUCAUGGUGUGGGCAAAGGAUGAGCGCAAGCGACUGGCACAACAAAAUCCGGACCUGCACAAUGCGGAGUUGAGCAAAAUGUUGGGGAAGUCGUGGAAAGCCCUUCCUGUGUCCGAGAAGCGGCCCUUUGUAGAGGAGGCUGAAAGGCUCCGGGUCCAGCACAUGCAGGACCACCCCAACUACAAGUACCGACCCCGGCGGAGGAAGCAGGUGAAGAGGAUUAAGCGUCUGGACUCAGGGUUCCUGGUUCAUGGUGUGUCCGACCACCAGAGCACCUCCCUGGUUGGGGACAGCUGGGAGUAUAAGGAGGGCCUGGGGCUGGGUUACCACCAUGAGCAUAGCUACCAGGUGUCGCCUCAGUCCCUUGUCCACUACCGCGACGCCCAGGCCCUCGGGGGGGCUUCCUACGAACCCUACAGCCUGCCCACCCCCGACACCUCCCCACUGGACGCGGUGGAAUCAGACUCCAUGUUCUUCCCUGGCCACUCUCAGGAGGAGAGCCACGUGAUGCCCGCAUACGCCUACCACUCCCAGGGGGCAGAGUACCCGCCACAGGACCCUCACUCCAACCAGCACACCAACCACAUGCUCCAAAGACACCACUCCUCCCCCACUGAGCAGCAGCAAGUCUCCCAGGCUGGCCCCAUGCCCCCCUCCUUCAACCAACUGGCCAUGUACUACAGCCAGCACUGUAGCCCCAGUCACCCCAAGCGACACCCAGGCCAUGGGGCAGGACAGCGCUCCCCUCCCCCUGACUCCCACCCAGCAGACCAGGUGGAGCAGAUGCACCCCUCAGAGCUGAUAGGGGAGGUGGACCGGAGUGAGUUUGAGCAGUAUCUGAACUCCUCCAGACCUGGGGACAUGACAGGCCUGUCUUAUGGGGCACAUGAGGCCAACAUGCAGGGACCUGAGAGCCUGAUAUCCUCUGUGCUCUCUGAUGCCAGCACAGUGUUCUACUAUAACUACAACUCCUAACCUCCUGGUCCUCCCUGUCUCUAUCGCGUCUCUACUACUGCAGCUAUUACAGCACAUAACCUGACCUCAAAUGUCUCUUUCUGUCUCCUCUCACUAUUUCUGUCCUCUCUCUCUCUCUCUCUCUCUCUCUCUCUCUCUCUCUC
Molecule: messenger RNA, 1485 nt
Organism: Coregonus clupeaformis (lake whitefish)
Lineage: Eukaryota; Metazoa; Chordata; Actinopteri; Salmoniformes; Salmonidae
Product: transcription factor Sox-17-alpha-A-like
Exons: 2
Coding region: 155-1342 (395 amino acids)
Biological process (GO): angiogenesis; anatomical structure morphogenesis; heart development
Molecular function (GO): RNA polymerase II cis-regulatory region sequence-specific DNA binding; DNA-binding transcription activator activity, RNA polymerase II-specific
Source: RefSeq, a predicted model, not a curated record